AUGAAACAACUAGAUGCAACAAGGGAUAUGUCUACUCUUCGUAUACCCCUCCAAUACAAAUACUUGGUUAGUUUAUAUGCCCUUGCCCACCGGCCUCCACGUACGCUGGGCCAUUCUCGCAGCCUAGAAGAAGCAGCACCUGCUGCUCAAGAAGCCAUCAUCGAUCGCACCGGUUCUAGGUCUUGGGCGUGGUUGCAAGGGUGGUACAAUAGAUUACAAAGAGAUGAAAUGGUGGCAGAGUGGAAGAAAGUUCAGGGAAAGAUGUCUCUCCAUGUUCACUGUCAUAUAAGUGGGGGCCAUUUUCUUUUGGAUUUGUGUGCAAGGCUUAGAUACUUCAUCUUCUGCAAAGAACUCCCUGUGGUUUUGAAGGCCUUUAUUGAUGGAGAUGUCAAUUUGUUCAACAACCAUCCUGAACUUCAGGAGGCUCUGGUUUGGGUUUACUUCCACUCAAACAUUCCUGAAUUCAACAAGGUAGAAUGCUGGGGCCCAGUCAAGGAGGCUGCAGCACCAACCAUUGGGGUCCAUGUGGACAAAAUGCCCAAGCCUUGCCAAGAAGACUGUAGCUAUUGCUUCCCACCAAUGAGCUUGAUCCAACGGCCAGCAGAGCUUCCCCAUGAUACUGAAAAUAGUUUUGGGGCCCAGCAGAGCUUUCUCCAGCAAAGAUGAUGUGUCUCAUUGUCAUUCAUUAGGUUUUAUUAAUAGUGUUUGCUCCUUGUAAAUACAAGCCUACUCCUUUAGAACCCCAGGCGGCCAGGCAAUAGUAUUGGCGGGGGGUUCGUCUCAGCAGUUUCCUUUUUGGGACGUAGCUGAUCUUGUGCUUUGUCGUUAUUGAUAAGAUUUGAUCUGUCUAAUUUCAGGGCUGUGAUUGUUUGGUGCCUUCUUUCAAGAAAAAUGGUAGGUCUCUCUAUUUGUUAA
Molecule: messenger RNA, 915 nt
Organism: Alnus glutinosa
Lineage: Eukaryota; Viridiplantae; Streptophyta; Magnoliopsida; Fagales; Betulaceae
Product: protein STAY-GREEN, chloroplastic-like
Exons: 3
Coding region: 1-666 (221 amino acids)
Source: RefSeq, a predicted model, not a curated record